Xyrichtys novacula (pearly razorfish) is the source of this 23488-nucleotide messenger RNA. Lineage: Eukaryota; Metazoa; Chordata; Actinopteri; Labriformes; Labridae. The record is from the annotation of a GenBank genome assembly.
GCUGCACAGACCUAGGAACAGGAAGUAUCCUAUUAUGGCAUGGUGGUUCUCAUAUAAACUUCCGGUUGGGUGUGAGCUUGAAGCGAUCUCUGCAUUAAGACCCAAAUCCUUGUAUGUGUUUUGUUUUCAUGACACUCGGAUAUAUAACAAGAAUAAGGAUUAUCAAGGAUUGGUUGUCUUGAGCCAUCAUAGCUCCCUUCGGGUUAUUCCGUGACCGUUCGUGUGGGUCGUUUUCGUGGAUCCGUCGUCGUUAAACGGAUAGUCUAGCUGAACGACCUUUUUUUUUCCCACUAUCUAUUUUUGACCAGAGUUUCCAGUUAAAAUGUCCAAGUCUCUGAAGAAGAUAGUGGAGGAGAGUCGGGACAAGAACCUCCCAGAGGUGGAGAUGUGCGACAGAGGCAUUUCCAAUAUGCUGGACGUCCCAGGACUGUGUAAGUUACGAGAAAGACUUUCACUCACAUACCGAGCUAAAUGAGGUUUCUGAUACAGAGUUAUGAGCUGUGUGUUAGCAGAGUUUUAGUUGGCAGAGUAUCAGAAACUCUGAGAAAGUAUUUAUGAGGGAGGACGUUUCAGCAGCACUUCCCAUUUUUGGGUGUAAAGACACAUACCAGGACUACGCCUAGAGCCACAAGAAAACUAGUAGUAGAUUUUUGCCUAUGACAGGUACUGAAAAAAGUCACUACUGAUACUAAUGUAGGGGAGACCGGGGCUUGUUGUCACAUUUUUACACUCGUAUAUAUCUUGAAAGCAAUACUUCAUAUAUAUGAACAAAAUGUGUACCAGGUAAAAGACCAAAGUCUCAGGUAUAUGUUUCAUACUCAUGUCAUUAUCAUAUCUUGUGUCAGUGCAGAGCAUAGACUGUACAUAGAAUGGACAGCAUCUACCUUCUUGCUGGGUGAAGCCACUCCGAGAACAGCACCCUCUGGUGACUGGCUGCAGUAUAGGUCAUAAAUCCCGCCUCCGCCAGCAAAGCUUUUGGAGCGGUGGACAAACUUCAGAAAUUUUUACACAAAACAUAAAUUUCUCUUCCCUCGCUUGCAGUGUUGACAUGUAGUUACAGUAAAGGUCCUUUCACAUCAGGACCGCUUUUUCCGUGCGAUUAUUUCGGAUGUCAGUAUUUUUUUGAACCCGUAUUCUGUCAACACAUCAGCGACGUUUUCCAGUCCUGCGAUAUUACGGCAUUUAUUUUUCAGAUUAAGGGCGAUUUUUCUAAAGUUUCACAUACUAUGUGUCCACUUCUGACCAAUCAGAUUUCGUGAUGUUGUGAUGUCAGAUUCACCGGUAUAUCCAACAUGGCUGACCUGUUAGCUAAUUGUUUACGUGUUGGAGGACAGAGUGCUUUUUGAUAAAAGACACAAACAUUAUAAAGAUAACGGCCAGGUGCCUAAAUCUCUCCUCGAACAAGUCCACGUUUCACUGCUAGGAUUUUUCUCUGGAAGAAGCUCAUUUUAAAAUAUAUCAAGUUAAUUUUUUUUACUUUGGGUUGUGUGAAAUGGUUAAUUUGCACUCAGCUCACAAUGUGCUCUUCUCUUCUCAGACAGGACACGGCCCCUGAUCAUGUAAAGGAAUAAAACUAGUAUUCCUCUUUUUAGUUGCGCCCUCUGGUGGCAAAGAUAAUUGCAAUGUGACAACUUACCCAUGUGACAACAAGCCCCGGUCUCCCCUAUGUGUUUUCCGCAUUACUUUAACUCUUUUCAUGACAAUCUGUUUGUUUGGGGGAAAAAAGCAAAAAAAAAAAAAGGCAUAAAACAAGACGAAAACAUCUGAUUGUAACAAAGCGGAGAAAUGUUAUUACUACAUACCUACACAAACCAAAAGCAGCCAGAAUUCACAGAGCCAAUGACAUCCAGGGAUGGUGGUUGGAGAUGAAGAUACUUGCACAAUCCUUAUUCGAGUCUCAGCUGAGUUUGUCACAAAUCACGUUUACAGCUGGUAAUCUGUAUCUGACUUUUUAAUAACAUCAGGUUACUGUAUAUAUUCGCUGUUUUUGUUAUACCCUUUUGGUGUUUCUACCUGGUGCACAUCUCUCUGCUCAGCUGGUGUCUGCGUGUAAACUGUAUACCAGCCUAUACUGUAAACCAAAGACUGACCCCCAAAACUCAAAUGCAUACGUACAUUAAUGGGGUCAGAAAUCAUGUAUAGACAUAGUGUCACAAAUUGGAUAACAUUAAAUUAUUUAAGAUGUAAUCCAGUGCCCCUCUUCUGUGUGUGUCCCAAGCAUUUUAUACAUAAAUCAAAAACCUGUUAUUAUAAUGUUGAAGAGGUUAUCUAACCUUUCAAAGUCCCUGGGACAUUAAAAAAUCACUUUCCCCUGAGCAGGAGCUUUUCAAAGAGUAAAUCUUCUACCCCAGAUCUAAAAUGACAUCAUAUAACCCCGUCUUUGAGUGUAUUCAGGCAAAACUAAUACAGUAUAAUCUUGAAAUAAUAAAACUUUGCAAAUUACUGAAAAGCAAGUAAUUAAAAAAAAAACAUCUGUGUGGUAUAUGUAACCUUCAAGAUGUAGCAGUCCAGCUGAAUUUAUAUACUCCAGUCCUCUGCAUGUACACCAACAGCUGUGUUGGUCGCAGCGCUUCAUUGAUGUAAUGUUCUUGGUCGUUUCAGUCACUCUGUCGAACAUCACUCAGCUGGUCCUCAGCCACAACAAGCUCACAGGUGAGUUACUCCCUUCAUUACCUCAGCUUUCUCACACACAACUAUUAACAGUUGGGAAAGGAGUCCAUCACACCAGGCAGGGGCUGUAUUACACAUUUGUUGUUUACUGUUGCGUCUUUGCGUUAUUACAUUGGUAGUUUAAAUAAAAUAAAUAAAAAUAAGUCUCAUAAAGGAAAAACAAACCUCCUGAAUGUUUGGCAAAACCAUGACCCAGAAAUUGAGUUUAGUUUAUAACAGCCAAAAUAUCCAAAUAAGGUCCAUUCCUUAAGUUUGGUGCAAGAAUGAGCAAACACAAAUUACAUAAUAUUUUUAAAUCUUUAGAUUAAAUUAUACAGUAAUUUCUCCUUGAGAUAAUUCUAGUAAGUAGAAGGUGGCCUGAAAAGACAAAACUCUCUUACAGUACAACUACCUUUAUAUUCUACUUAAAUACAGUACUCUACAAGUCACCUUCUCCCAUCACUGUGUCAAUAAAUUUUAACUACAGUCAUAGAUUUGUACUUUCAAACAGUGCAAUUGAGUGACGUACCAGCAGAGGUCACUACAUAUCCAUUAUUAUACUUCCAGUAUGUGUUUUAACUUGUUAUGUGAACCUUAUUUCGAAUAAAGAGGUUCAGAAAGCUUAACAAGCUCAUAUUUUUCAGGAAAGUGUGCAUCUAUUCAUUAUAUAAGUGAACCAACAAAGACAAAAAAAUUGUAGUUAUGAUGGUUUUCUCUGCUGGGAUUUCUCUAUUUUCCAGUGUAAGAAAUAAAGGUCUGCACAGUGAAUGACCAGCUUGAAAUAACACGUGAUUAGUCACAAUAUAAUGCACUUUAAGUUAUUGAGAGUUUUCUCCCCUACAUUAUUGCAAAUAAUAUUCUGAUAGUGUGACAGAAAAAAAAAAAAACAUUAUUAUUGAAUCAGUAUUAAACACUUACAAUCUCUAUCAGUAUUGUCAGGAAAGGCUGUAAAUUUUUGGACAAUUUUAACCUAAAAUAAACAGAAGCAUCAUUAUUUUAAUUAUUUUUUUAUUUUCCUGAAAUUGGAAGAAUUUUGUGAUGUUCCUUUUUGCUCCUUCAUUGACAUGUUCACCUGCUGUGCUUUCUUAUCUCUAGCUUGGAUGAAAAGAUAAGACACAUCUCACUCUGCCAGGUUAUUUUUAGCCCUAGAUCAGACAAACUGGUGAUAACAUAAUCGGCGUAGUUACCCUCCUGCAGGCGCUCUCUCGCAUAGGUGUCAGAGAGAGACAAAAAAUGGGUGGGAAGAUUUAACGGGGUUGUCUAGUGGUCCUCUCAAGUACAGGUAAUUUCCCCAGGACUGCAGUAAAGCACUCGUACAGUCCAAGUUUUGAAAAGGAGUCCUCUAAAUAGCUGUUUCUCCUGCUUUGAAUUAGCUGUUUCACAUUUCCAUUUCUGAGCCUCACUUGGACAUUUUUUCUCAGACACCUUUGGUUCUUUACAGAAAUUCCCACUGCCAGGCAAGAGCUACGGUAAUGUGUCAGUGUAUGGUGGUAAUUGGGAGUCAGUUUUCCAUUAGAUAGACUAUAGAGGAAGCUUCUUUUGGUUGCUCCCCAGUGCUAAAAUGUUUUCAUUGUGCUCACACACAACACUAAAAUCUUUGUUACACAAUUUUCCCUUGAGAGGAUUGCAGGGCUUUUCUUUUUUGACACCAUCAAAUGUGCUGAUAGCACACCGCUAACACAAACAACAGGCAGAAGAUCCCAUAUGGAAAUCAACAUCAUAUUGUGUAUUGUGUGGAGAACCACAUAAAUGCUGUAGUUAGUCUACCUGGAUUGGUUGUUGUGCUGGUCCAUUGAUUUAGCUCUGGUCACUGGCCCAUAGAGAGAGGGGGCAGCUAAAUUAAAUUGAUUCCUGAGAUCCUCAGUAAACCAGUGGGACCUUUAUAACCAGUGGGUCUUUACUGAAUCUUAUAGACCCCAUCUAUCUGUAUAUCUAUUCCACUGUAAACACUGGCACUGUGAUCCCAAUAAGAUCUCUGGAUGUAACGGAAGGCCGCUCUGAAAAAAGGUCUGUUUUAAUCUUAAAUCUUAGAUAUUAAUUUGAAUAAAUUGUGCAGCAUGAUAGCUAAACAUAUUAUUUUACUAAAGCCAUAUACCUGGUCAGGAUCCCCUGUAUCUCCACAGCUGAUUUAGUCAAAAACUUUGAAUCAGAGCAGCAGACAUGCACUGUCACAAACAUGGCAGUAUUAGGAAACAGUUAGUCGCUGAACACCAAGACAUGAAAUAGUAAAUAUCACAAGUUUUACCAACUUCUGCACCAGCUGAAGAUUAGGGGUGGGAGAAUUUAGUGGGAGAUUUAGCAUAGUAUUGCGAUAUUUUGUCUGGUGAUAUAUUGUGUCGUCUCAUUUACCAAGUAUUAUUUUUUCAAAUUAAUUGCUAAUUUGAACUCAAGUAUACGAUGAUGGAAAAAUAAAACUACUUGUUUUUCUAGUGAGGUCGGCAGAGGUGAAAUCAUAGAGCAGGAGAAAGUUAGUGCAAAAAACAGUAACUGGCGAUGGACAUUAGGAAUACACAUGAGGUUUGCAAGAAGCGCUACAUGAAAAUAAAAUACUGCGUAAAUAAGACAAAUGUAAAGGGAAUACAAAUGACAAAUCAUCGAAGCAGUUGAAAAAAAUUUAUAAAUUGUAAUAUAUGUUUGAAAUCACAAUUAUAUUGAGUUGUGGCCCAAGUAUCGUGAUAAUAUCGUAUCUUGAUUCCCACCCCUGCUAAAGAUUUAGGCCCUCUGUCAUCCUCAUCCUUUGCAGGCACCGUUUGACUUGCAUUUGCGACUAAAAAUAGAUGUGUGCGAAUUGUAAAAUAUAAAAAGUAAGUGUUAAGCCCUGCUUUUCCUUGCUCCCUAAUAUUAAUUACUUGUUUGAAUGUUGCAUCCUUUUUAAUAUCCUAAUUAGUAGAAAUCAGAGCUGUUUUGUUGUAGUAGAUAUAUGUAAAUCUCAAAGAAAAACUGAGUUGUGGUCCUCCAAACACACACACACCAAGCUCAGAGUGAUAUAGUAUCAGUAUGAUAGACCUCACCCCUCUAACGCUGAUUCUCCUUGCAGCAUUCAGGUCAGGGCAUGGUUGGUUUACACUUCCAUUGCCUUUAUCUCUUUCUCUCACCAUUGAUCUUCCAGAUAAUCCGCUAAAUGUCCUGCUCUUUGUUAUCAGCUCAUUGAUCUGUGUCCGCCUCUGUGACCACAGACCAUGGAGGAAUGAAACUGUAGAUGGAAUUAAAGAAACAAAAUGCAGCGUGUUGCUUCUCAAAAUUAGCUUCAUUCGGCUUGAGGGUCGUCAGAGCAGCUAAUGUAGUUAAUUAUGUGAGAGUUUAAGAUGAUUCAGAGUUGGUUGUCGGGAACUGGGACUUCAGCUCACCACACUCUGUGGAAUAACUUAGCUGGAAACAAAGAGGUUGUUUCAUGUACCUGUCACAUCUUCUCUUUUUUGUGUAUUUUCCAGCGGUGCCUGCUAACGUCUCCGAGCUGAAGAACCUGGAGGUUUUAAAUAUGUUCAACAACCAGAUUGAAGAGCUGCCUACUCAGAUCAGCAGCCUGCAGAAGCUGAAACACCUCAACCUUGGGUAUGUGCCCCUCUAAUUAAUAAUUUCAUUAAAGUAUGUCUGCUAAAUGACUUGUUUGUGUUUGUACCUAUGUGUGACAUACGCGCAAACACAUUUCCAUAGCAACAUUAGUAAGAGAGGUUUGAUUCCUCGCCUGUUUGGGAGACACGCGUUUGACUGCUGUGUGUAUGAGUGCAGGCUGACAAUGACAGGGCGUUAGUGAAAGGAGGAUUAGGGUGGGAGCUUGUGUUGUGUAUUGAUCCACAAACAAACAUCAUCUAGGUAGUGUAAGCCUCAUACUGAUAUUCAGGUUGUGCAUUCACUUUUCACUGUGUGUUUGUCUUUCUGUAAGGGGUGUGAGUGCGUGUGUGCGGGCAUGUGCGUGUAUAUUUGAGAGUGGUCAGGCAUCUGUGUAUUUAAACCUUAAUCUCAUUUGUCAAACAUACAUAAUAGAAUUGGAAUAGAAUAGUUGUCCAUAUACACCUAUCAGUCGCAGACACAAACACACACACACAAAAAGAGCCUAUCUUUCUUGUCUGCUAAUCUGUCUGCCCAGGCCUUUGAGUCGCUUCCUUCUUAUUCAGUCGCUGACGUUAGUGGUGGUAAGACCCAAAGGACUGACAGCAAACAAACAGCAGAAAUGUGUAACUAUGGAGACCAAAGACUGACCACGACUAGAAUGAGAUUUCACAGUAUUUUACCCUAAUUAAAUCAAAAUAAUAACCACAACAUGAAAGGACGCACCAAUAUUUGAGACAGUUUCAUUCAUUGAUCCAAACUAAUCAACAUCACGGCUCUGUAAUUAAUCAGUCAUUCAGCUUUUAUUCUGAAUGUCCAUCCUUGACUGUUCUCAGGUGAACUAAGUCAUUUCCUCUUUGUUUGGCUUCCUUCUCAACUGUGUGAAUCGAAGCUGAUUCUGACCCAGUUUUCAUUCACACAUCUGCCCUGGAAGUCUGGCCCACUUACGCCAAAUUACAAGCCCUUUGUUGUGCGUUGAACAGGGGGUCAUGAGAGCCGAUCACUGUCCGAUCAGCUGCUCCAGACUGGUCAGCACUUCAAGGACCCUUUAUAUACACUGUGGGGGUAUAUCUUACAUCAGCUGUUUUUUUUUUUUUACUGCAACAGGUUGAAGUUUGUUUUGCAUUUGUGUGUUUGUGUGCACAGAAUGAACCGUCUGAACACCUUGCCAAGAGGGUUCGGCUCACUGCCAGCUCUGGAAGUGUUGGACCUCACCUACAACAACCUAAACCAGAGCUCUCUGCCCGGAAACUUCUUUUACCUCAGUGAGGACACACACACACAGACACACACUAAAAAACACACACAGUGUUAAAGAAAUUUGUAAAUCAAUAAAUAAAGCGAAUGUUCAAAUUUAACUAUGUCCUUAAAAAAAUGACUCUAGUCUGACUCAUGCAAAAGGACCAUAAACGACUAACAAGCAGUCGUUUGCUUUUCAUUAUCUGUCAGUUAAUUUCACACAAAGAGAAAUCUUUGUUUACUGAAAUACAACAUGUGAAGAGUUAAAACAGCCAAUCUUAAAAGUAUUACUGCAGUUAUAUUAAAUGAACCAACCUUCCUUUGAAGUUGUCUAAUGUCCGAACAUAUUAUGAUUCACAAAUUCAGAGACAGACAUUUCUUUCCUCUGCACAUUCUCUUGCUUGCUAAAUCACACUUGGUUGUAGGUCUGAAUAGUAGCUUUGUAUGUAAACUAUAGUAUAGUAUAAUACUUUUGUAUGACAUCUCUGUUGCCGGUUUACCUCAUAAUUUUUUAUGUUAUUGUAGAUAUUAAUGUUCCAAAAGAUAGAUUAGAAAUUAUAUUCAAAUUGCAACUUUGAUUCAGAAGUUUACUGCUCUUGGUAGGUUAUAAAAGGUUUUGCUUGAGCAAGAAACUGAAAGAGUUAACUGCUCAACUCUCAAAAUAUACACAUCAAAACUGAAUAUUUGUGUGUUUUUGGAACUCAGUGAAGAGGCACUUUGGGCUGGCUUCAUACCAAACUCUUAACUUUACUCCAGGAACUGCACUUAAACAGCACUAGAAUCAAGGAAAUGAAAACAGUUUAAUUAUUUUUAAUGUGAUUUCAUUUGAACUUAAAGCUCCUGUGAGGAUUUUUUUGUCUGUGUUGAGUUUGGCGCCCCUUGUGGACAAAGUUAUGCCCCUGUACUCUUAUGAAAGACUUUCUUCAGCGCACCUACCCCCUCACAGCAGCUACAUGCAAUAAAAAUUCAAAUAUAGAACCUGUCUGUGUUAUUGUUGAUGGUCUCAUUUGCUUUUGUUCAUUUCAGUCAGUUUUGUAUCCUGUCGAAAAAUUCCUCACAGUAGCUUUAAUGAUCAGCUAUGACUCGACUAACAGAUGUGCUUGUUUUGCAGCCACUCUUCGUGCUCUCUAUCUGAGUGAUAAUGACUUUGAGGCUCUGCCUGCAGACAUUGGGAAGCUGACCAAGUUACAAAUAGUAAGCUAAUGUCAUAAUCAUUUGAUGAUGAUUUUUGAAGUCUUACAGUUUCAGUAUUUUCAUGCAUGAAGGUUUUCUUCAUAUUAAUUCACAAAAAGCAAGUGUCAAACAUCAAGUGUGAAUAAGUUUUUCUUGUUCUUCUUCUUUCCCUCCAUUUGCCGUGCUGCUCCUAUUCAGCUGAGUCUGAGGGAUAAUGAUCUGAUUUCGUUGCCCAAGGAGAUAGGCGAUUUGGCUCAACUCAAGGAGCUUCACAUCCAGGGAAACAGACUGACCGUUCUGCCACCUGAGCUAGGUACAAACCUGAAAACACGCAUGGCCUGACACGGCUAUUACAGUCAACAUCACAAGGGUGGGACUUUAUUGUGAAGAGUUUGCUGGAAAAGAUGCUCCACCUGACGGAGAUCCCUUCCAGACCCCGGGGCCUCUAUAAAUUCUGCAUAGUCAUAAUUUUUUUGUUUAUCAAAAAGUGGUGAGUUUAAUUACUUAAGUGAUAUCCAUCGAUGUCUUCUUUUCUGCAGGUAAUUUGGAUCUGACUGGUCCCAAACAGGUGUUUAAAGCAGAAAAUAACCCCUGGGUCACUCCCAUAGCAGACCAGUUCCAGCUGGGCGUCUCCCAUGUGUUUGAAUACGUACGCUCCGAGACCUAUAAGUAGUAAGUGCUAAGACACACAAACUCACCCACACACACAAAUUUACAGUCCUGCUUUAGAGAGUAUGAGCUGACGUCACACUCUUGGACAGUGCACAAAGCAAAGUCUGCAGGAAAUUAUUUUAUUAUUUCAAACUGUGAUUUAUCGAUUCUACCAUCUGAGAAAGUGUCAUUGACUCUCAUCAAAUGUGGCAACUGUGCACAAUACAACUCUCAACAUUUGUGCAGAAGUUAGGCAGCUAGGUCUGAUACUUUUACCUCAUGAAACUGUAAUAUUAUAAGAAAAUUGAUGUCAUUUAAAAUUGUUUAUUUGAAUUAUUAUCUUUUUUAAAUACCUGCAAAGUAAUUACUUUUGAUGUUUACUGGAAAAACAACCUCAAACAGAAAAAAUCCUUAUAUGAUUGUUCUGUGUGAAUAAUCUGCUGGUAUGUAAAUGUUUUAUUUUACCUGAAGCAAACAGUUUAGUACUGCAUAUUAUGAAUGAGUGAAUGAAUGAAUGAAUGAAUGCAUGCAGAAGCUCUUUGAUGGGAUAAAUCAACAUAACAUUAUGGUUUCAAAUACUUCUAUGUUAUUAUGACACAUACAAUGCUCAUAUUGUUUUUAGCUGAGGUUCUUGUCAAGUCUUGAUUAGUGAAAUUAUGGCACUUUUCAGCCUAUUUAUACCUGACAUCCUUGAAAAAUAACCUGUUUAGCUAUGUUAAGGUAGCUAGGCUUCAGAUACUAGAGCUCUAUUUUUCUUUAUUAGCGCAGACCUCUCUCUAGUCCCUCUGCUAUCUGCAUGUUCGGGGACACACACACAAACAUAAUGCACUGUCCACUGAUAUGUGAACCAUUAUCAAUAAUCUUCUGUCGCUGCAUCGAUGCAGAGUCGCUUACUUCUGUACAGCAAUGCAUCAUAAAAACGAUUAAUUUCAACACCCUUAAUUCCAGCUGACUGCUGACACCACUGAGAACUUUCUUUGCCUUGUGCUUUUUGCCGCUUGUUACAUGUAACCAAAGUGACUCAGCAGGUAAACAUUGGGUUCACUGAUGGACCGGACCUUCAGUUCUUUGUUAGAGUCUCUGAAGCAGGUUUUAUGUGAUAGCCCUCAAAAAUUAGAGUAAAGGUCCUUACACACUGGGAACAACGCAAAUAUACAACACAAAAUUACAAAAUAUUCGGACGCGAAUUUUGACACGCCUGACUAUACACAUCAAGCGCGAUGUGAUUUUGCUACUUUCUGGGUGGAAAAAAGAUGCGUCCUGGGUGGAAGUGAGAAGACUGACACAACAGCAGACUGACUGUUUUCAGUUCUGAUUAGACUCUAGUGUUGAGCUGUCUGUCUGUCAUGAUAGCAUGUACUGAGUCGGGCCAGUACCAGAUAAGCACAUUAAACUAUAAUCCAUAAACGUAAGGUAACAACCGAGACCUAAUGGUGCUGUGACGGCAACGUGAUUGAGUUUGAGACAGUGACACAUAUGGUAUGUUGUAUCUGAACAGGUUAGCUUACGAGCUAAAGUUACUAAGCACAGAUGAAAGUUAAAACAAAGACGUUUAAUAAACUGUUAAAGCACACAAACCAUCGUCAGAUGAGAAAUCCGACGUUAUGACUCUCCAUAAGUUGUCCUUCAGGUCGUUAUCUUUGUAAUAUUUGUGUUUUUUAUCAAAAAGCACUCUGUUCUCCGACAUGUAAACAAUCAGCCGGUCGGCCAUGUUGGAUAUACCGGUGAAUCUGACAUCGCAACAACACGAAACCUGAUUGGUCAGAAAUGGACACACAGUAUGUGAAACGUUAGAAAAUUCGACCAUGAUACGAAAAAAUAAAUGCCACAAUAUCGCAGGACAGGAAAAUGUCACUGAUGUGAACACUUGUAUUGACAGAUUACGGGUUCAAAAAAAAUAUUGAUGUCCGAAAUAAUCGCACGAAAAAAACGCUCCCGGUGAGUAAGGAAUUUAACUCGGGAGACUUCUCUAGCCCCCUACAAAACUGCUGUUGACGCUUUUUCUGCACUUAUCUCAGCAUAAAUAUGAGGAAAACCUCCUUGAGUGACGCCAUGUCUGUUGUUUACAUCCCACACACAGAGUUAGAGUUGUAUACGACCUGAGCUGCACAGCGUGCCUUUUGGAGGUAUCCUCCAGUAACCCACUUGUAUGUGAAUGCAUAGCUUCACAGUAAGUACAUAUCUGGCUCUAUUUUAUUGAGCAUAUUUUGUUGCUGCUGUCGAGAAGCUGAUCAAAUAAAUCAGCAUGCAUCUUCCUAACCAUAGCAUUACCAUAUCUUUAAUCAAAGUGUUGGUACCUUUUAUCUGACAUUGAAGGAGUUUGGGGAAUAAGGUUUCUUCUAAUUUGAAAAAAACUGUCAGGCUGCAAUGUCUUAUAAAAUAUCUUAGGGACAUAAAUGUUUAUUAAGGUGUAUAAAUGUGUUGUCUUGGAGAGGGAAAUGUUGCAGGUUGCACUUUAGCACAAAGCUGUAAUUUAUUCCUUUUAUCAAGCAGAAGGAGAUGCUGCAAAUCCUCAGUGUGAAUGCCUUAAACUGCUGCUCUGGGGCAUGCUGUGGAACUGAUCCCUGCACUGUUUGACUGUGUGUGAGCAAGACCAAAAGAGCGUCUCUCAACCGUAUUCCAUCCCAGCUCUUGUUUUCGUACUUGUAUGAGUGUUGCGUGCUAGUGGGUUUUCUGUCUGGGUGCAUAUCAAAAACUGUGCAGUUGAAUCAGUAGGCUCAGUCAUGGAGCUGAAUUUACAAAGAUGGCCUGUUUUUAAACUCAUCACUAUCAGAAUUCAUCAACAACUCUACAUACUGCCACACCAUGUUUAUACCAAAGAUUAACAUAUCUCUUCAAACACAGUGAAUUUUAGCGUACAUUAUUUUUAAUAUUGUUCAACCUACAUGCUAAGAUUCUUGUAUCCAUGCGUCAGAGCGAAAAAAGAUGCUUUUGUUAAGUGAAUAAAGGAGUGGAAUCUCUCUUUUGAAAGCACAUACAACAUAUUUAGUAUUGAGUUAUGAAAGAUUAUGAUAAAUACAAGUUAGUUCGAAUACAAACAGGGGACAAGUCAUCAACCGUGGCAUUUUUAAAUCCAUAUUUCCCCCAUUGAGUUACUGGAACCCGCUGGGAUGUGAUUCUGUCCUGCCAGCCAAAACAGCCGCCUUUCAUUUCUAAUGAAGGGCUAUACAUUAUAUUUAAUGACAAGCAGAUCAAACUGAACAGUCACCUGUGUCUGUCAGUCCGGAUGAUGGAGAGCCUGGCCACUCUGUCAUGGACAGCAACUCUAUCUUUGUGAUCAGUCACCGUUGACAUUAGUCAGCAUUCAUAAAAGCAGAACAUGCAUAAAUAAUCUGUCAGUUUUAUCAAUGCGCCUGCAAAAAAACACCGCAAUUGACUUCUGUCCUCAUUUGCACAGGCUGGUAUGGCUGGUGUGUGCCAUGGAAAAAGACCAGACGCACACUCACGCACGUAGAGAUGCAAACAAAUUUUUUAUCACAGGGUUCCUACGUAAGAAUGGAGAUAAAUUUGAUCAGUUUCCGGGUCUUAAAAAGCAUGGAAAAUGAAAAAUAAAGUAUGGAAAACUAUUUAUGUUUCAAGACUUUUAACACAGUUCUGAAAUAAAAAGUAGGUAUUUCCAAAAAUAAUUUGUUAACACUUUACGAUAACAAUAAUUUUUUUAAUGGUAAAUAGAUAGUUUAUUGAUGUAGGUUGAUACUUACUUUACCAUUAACAAGCAAUGCAAUUAUGAUUAAUUAUUCUUCAUUAAUUAUCAAUGGACUAUUUAUUAAAGGGUUUAAAUAUUGGUUUCAAAACAUCUAGAUUAAAAUGUGUGUCACUAGCACUUUGUAAAUGGUUAAUAUUUGGUUUUUAAACCAUCUAUAAACAUCACUUAGAUGGUUAUUGUUGAGUUAUGCAACUGAUGUUUGUACUUUGUAAAUAAUUAAUAAUUCGCUUAUAAACCAUCUAUAAACAUUACUUAGAUGGUUACUGUAAAGUAAGAGAUAAGGUUAGGUUUCUAAAAUUGUAAAAUUUGCAAUUUAUUAAUGGUCUAUAUGCUAUUUAUAAAUGAUGAUUAAACAUUAAUAAACUAUCUGCUUACCAUUUAUAAAUGGUCUAUUUAACAUUUGUGAGUUACGGAUAUUGUAAAGUGUUACUAAUCAUUUUAAAAAGUAGGGUUUGGAAAAGUACUAAAAUUUCAACUGUGUAGGAACCCUGUUGUCAUUUUUAGGAUUCUCCCCUCAAAAAAGCCCGUGUUACCACUUUUAAUGUCGUAUGCCUGUAAUGUAGACGUAAAUAUUGUUACAUGCUCAGCUUCUUUAGUUUCAUAUCUGUAGGGUUGAAGUACCUCUCUCCUGAUGGCAGCAACAUGGUACUUACUGACAGGCUAGUGUUAGAGGUGUAUAAGAGCAUGUGAAUAAGUGAAAGACUAAGACAAGAAUCACACUAUACAUAGUGACAUCUGGCAGCAGCCUGUCUUAAAGACAGGUGUGACAGAACUUUCCAAAGAUCUUCAUUGGGUCUUCACAGCUUUAUCCACACCUAACUAAUUAUCCUUCAACUUUCAACCCUGUCAACACUCGCGCACACACACAGCUGUCUGUACCACCAGUUUAGCUUUUUUAUAAUGUACGUACAAAGGAUAAUCAUGUCUGUUUGAGCCCGGAGCAGGCCAGCGAGGGUUCAGGGUGGGUGGGCAAUCGUAUUUGGACACGGUACAAGGAGCAUGUACACUAUAAAAUUUGUCUAAAGGAAUAUCUGUAAACGAUGUGUCUUAUACAGUUAUAAAAUACUAUUAUACUGCACUUUGUUUAGUGAAUGAGAAAAAGAGUAAACACUUGUCGAGUGGAAGUACAAGACACUGUUAUUGUUGACAUGGUUAUAUCAAAAUGAAAGACAUUCAGAUGAAAUGAGGGGAUAACACCAGACCUCCCGUGAGCAGUGUAAACGGGGAGUGUUACAGUUCAGAUUUACAGAUUUUUUUUAAACUACUGCCAGUUUCAGAUCUUAUAACACGUGCUGCGGCUGUUUGAGCAGCUAUAGAAACUGCUAAUUGGCUUGCCAUCAAGGAGUUUAGAGAAAGAAAGAGAGAGUGAACUGAGAAGCUUAUAUAAAGGUGCUGAGAAGAAUCCUUUAAUUUGAGGCUAUUCAAUCUUUCAGUGUCGGUGCCAUUAAUGAAACGUUACAUACAGAGUAAAAAAAAACAAACAAACAAAUAAACCUCUUAAUUUCUUCGUUAUAAACGGCGCUGAUAUUGUAAGUCAGAUUUUUAUUUUUAUUUUUGCAGUGUUAUCACCCUUACAGCCGAAUAUUAUCUUAUCUUUUUUUUGUCUUUUUCCUCUCAUUAUAUGUCAUUUUCAGCUAUUUCUGUUUGGCCAGGCCCUAAUAAGUUGCGCUGGAUUCAUUGCUCAGUCCUUCCCUCUCUGGCGCUGUCAAAUUAUGUUCACGCAUAAAUGCUUAAAAAAGAUUGCUGCACCAGGGGCCUGCAGUGAAAAGAUCUGACAAUUGGAAAGCUGGUAUUGCAACCUUGUCUAAUGUCCACCGCGCAUACCCGCAACCCCCCGCUCUCCUUUUCACAGCUAUGUGCACUGCCUGAAAAUCAGAGAUAAACUGACUCCGCUCUGUCUAUCUGCAUAUCUAUCUAAAAACUGAUGCAGAUGUGUUGAUAGAGUGAUAAAUAUAUAAUUCUUUUAUAUCAAAUUAGCCAUCCACUUAUAGUGACGUCUGCCUUUUUUAAUUGUUCUCAUUAAUACGGACAAUAGAAGAGAAAUUAGACAGAUUUUUUAACUGUAUUUACUUUACUUUUCUCUCGUCGUUCUUCAUGAAUCUUAAUUAGAAUUCUUCAUACCCUUUUCUCUCUUUCCCUGCAGUUUCCUCUCUCUUUUCCUUUUUCUCUCCAACUUUUUCUCCUUUCACAACUGUUCCUGCGUCUCUGUAAAAGAAGCUACUAAAUUGCUUGGCAGCUCUUGUGAGGAUGAGGUGGCUGUGAGACUAAGGCCCCCCCCCAUCCGAUCAAUGGCCUUUGGCCUCCUUGUGCAUUUAUCACACGCGCACUCGCUCGCACAUACAUAUUUUUAGCUUUGUUACGCACACAUACACACAUGGUAAAAGAAACCAACUUUCAGAGCUCUUGAAACACACACACAUACACACACACACACACACACACACAUGCAGAGAGAACUUUGCCAUGAUUAAUUAAGCCGUAUGGAAUUGGAGAGCUUUAUAAAGACAUCAUCAGGAAUCUGAAUCCAUUCGCCUCUCUUCUUUUGCUUUUAAUUGGCCGUAACAGUUCAUCACCCACACACACACACACACACACACACACACACACACACACACACACUCACACCACACUCACCCACACACACACAUACUAACCCAGUUCGAAGAAAUGGGAAAUCUUUAUGUUGAUCUGCAGCCAAAACUGUUGGUGCUCUGUAAUGGUGGUACAACAGGAUGAUGAAUCUUUUUUUAUUAUUUUUUUAUCGGUAAACAAGUCUUUUAGUUGGAUGUUGCAUGUUCAGGCGAGUUGUAGCCUUUUUAGCCCACAAAGAACAAAGAAGAAGAAACUAACAGGCCUCGUGUCGACUGUUAUAAUCUAAAUUGUGUAGAGUUUCAGUGAAAUUGAGGAGAAAAGGAAACCCUGGCCUCAGGUAAAACUUGUCAAAUGGGUGGAGCUUCCACUCUCCAAGAUUCAAACCUGAUCUAACAAACACUUGGUGGUACGCUCUCAGAACUGGUAAGUGUCUCUGGACACUUGGGAAUGUAGGAUCUAAAAUGACGAUUUCCAAUAAGAGUACGAUCCGCUGCGACUGCUGAUUCACAGCCAUAUCUGCUUCCCUCAAUUAUACAUUAAGUUUAUUUGUCCACUUUUUGCACCAGUCCAGCUUUAAUUUUUCACUGAUAAAUUGUGGAGCUGCAGAGGAACCACCAUGCUUCUGAAGUUUUAUUCCACUUUGCCUCUUCAGUCUGUAACUCUCCUCCGUGCUGCAGCUCUUGCAAAUAAUCUCAGCUCUCUCCCUCUGUGCGCUCCCAUCUCUGUCUUCUUUUUCUAAGCUGAUGAAAGUGAAGUGAGAGAAAAAGAGAAAGAGAGAGAGAGAGAGAAAGUGAUGACAGCGUCCUGGUUGCUGUACUGGUGUUUAUGUCAGAAAAGUAAGUCUCUAGUUUCGGCCUCUUUCUCCUGCACUUUGAGUGAAGGCAGAGUCAAAGAGUCCGUGUCCCUGAUGUGAUGUAAUUUUAUUCAGUAUUGGGGGGAAAAGUGGUUUUCUUGAAGCUUAAGUGAAAAUAAAAACACUUUCUCCUCUUAAUUUUUUGCAGCAGAUGUAAAGAGAUCAGAUUGACCCUUGGUUAUUCAGCGUGUCGUACGUCAAACCAAUCCAGUUCCAAUAUGAGCCGUGUUGCUGUUUUUAUUCUUUAUUCUUGAUAAAUCAGACUUUUAUCAUGUGAUGUAACUCCCCAUGCUCUAUUGUGACCCUCAACAUGCAGAACACACAGGAAUAAAGACUCUUAUUGGCUUUGUGGACUCAUGAAGAGCUCUGUGCUGCGGCUCACAGGCUCCAUAAACCUUGAGAGGAGGUUUGGAAGCACUGCAGCUACUGUAGCCUCGUGGAGUUAUUGAAUGAGUCAAAUAAAGUUUGACUUAUCUGACUGUUUUGUUUGGCUUUAUGCGCUUUAUAAUCCAGUGCGCCUUAUGUAUGAAAAUAGACGCGUUCAUUGAUGGUGCACCUUAUAAUCAGACGCCUUAUAGUGCGAAAAAUACGGUAACUAGCCUGAUAUUUCAACUUUUAUGUUUUCAUGCAUCACUUUCAGACUGGUCCUGUUUCGACAAUAUGAAAGUGAUGCAUCAUUAUGUUAUCUUAGUGCAGCUUUGUGUAAUUCUGCAGAUCAUGCUAAAGAGACUAAGUGGACUUUCUGACCCAAAACUCUGAACUGAAACAGUUUCUGUGAAGUGAGGCCAAUCUUUGUGUGAAGUUUUAAGGAUACAGUCGUUCUGUGCUGUGGACUUUCUUCUUUUCUUUCUUUGGUCACGUGUUUUAAAAUCAGAAUAAGACAUUAUGGCUCUCCCUGUAUGCUCUCGUUUUCACGUUUCUCUGUGACAGUCCUGGAUUGUAAGAUAUGCUAUAGCUGGACUGCGCUACAACAUAUAGCAGUACUGAAAGGGAAUUAUUAAAGCCAUUUUAAAACAUUGAUUUUCUAUUUUUUUCUUGUUUGAAGGAACACUCCAUCAAUUAGGCUGCAUUAUCCUCUCCUCUGUGAAUUGAUUCGUCUUUGUCCUUUAUGACACACUGAAGGAUAGUCCCCCUCCUCCACUCCUCCUCCUCUUCCCCCUAUAUCCUUCUUCCCUUGAUCUAUCCAUCACUGCUGGGAACAAACAAUUAUGCCAACUCUGGCAUGUAAUGGUGUCACCAAGUGUGCUGCAUUCAGUGUUAAUUCAUACAUCUGUUUUAGAUUUAGUUGUUAGUAAAAACGCCUGUUAACUUGGAUCAUAUUUGGAGUCAUUUUUGGCCUUUGGUGUCAUUUCAAUCAAUAAGAAGUCAUUACUUUUAGUCAAAGCGUUUUCUCUUUUUGAACUCAUUUAUUCAGCCAAUUAGCGUCUGGAUUGUACCAAGUGUCUAAAUCUGCAACUUUUCACCCCUUUACGCUUCUACUUGAGUUGGAUUUUUAUUAUGAGAGAAAUCCACAGAUAAAUGUUUGUACCACAGCAGUUUUGUCUUGAAAAUGAAGCUCAGUUUUACUGUAUUGAUCACACAGCUACAGCUUUACAUCAUGUGAGAGGGUCACUGUAAAUUAAUGCUUAUGCCAGCCACCAUGUGCCACUGUUUCCUGCACAGGAUCAGGCAUAACAUUAAGACCGCUGACAGGUAAAGGGAAUAAAACUGAUUGUCUCUACAUGGGAUCUAUUUGUCCUCUAAGUUGAUGUGUUAGAAGCAGGAGAGAUGGGCAAGCGUAAAGAGAAGAACGGGUUUGAAGAAGGCCAAAUCCUAAGGGAAAUGGAGCGUAUACGCCCCUUUUACACCAUUACACCCACAGUUUCUUUUGCUCCUGCUAUCAAAAACGUACAUGGCUAACUACAUGGUGAAGAGAAUGCCCUUUACUGCUUUAUUUGUGGGGGUAUCAGACCUAAAACAGUGGAUUGAAGCCCUCAGGGAUGUAAUUCUCCUGAAAUACCACAUUUUAAAUUUGAUGUAAAAUUUGGCCAGGGUCAGCAAAAGCUACAUAGUCAUGGAUAUGGAGAGUAUUUAUAAUGAUUUAGAGAUUAAGAUCGAUUUAAAGGUGCAAAAGUAAAUACAUGCGCAUUACCGGGGUCAGGUGGCAACUAGGGCUGGGCGAUAAAACGAUAACAAUAUAUAUCAAAAAUUUAUUUCCCUCAGUAUCAAUAUAAAACAUGGUCAGUAUCCUUUACAAUAGUCGGCAUUCUGCCAUGUUUUGGUAGACUAUUCUAAUAGCCAAUGAAAAGGGGAAUUGCUCUGGGUCUAUGUUACGCUGAACCAAUCAUGUGCUGAAUUAGAACCAAGUAGCAAACAACUGUGUAGUAGCAGGCUGCAGCUACACGCAACCAUAGCACUUUAACACGUGAAGCUAACAGCACUGUCGAUGAGAAAAAAAGAAAAUAAGUGCUACCCCUUACAGAAAUGCAGAUAAAGGCUCAACAGAUGGUGAUAUUGUCGACAACACUGGCACGAAAACGUUGGUGGUGUGGAGGUAUUUUGUUUUUUUGUGGUCGGACAUGAAGCAGAGUGAUGUGCACUGUGAAUUAUGUCGAGUACAUGUUCUCUCAAAGUCGGAAAAUACCUCAAAUCUUUUUCACCACCUGAAGCAGUGCCACGUGGCAGAGCACACACAAUGCAAAGGGAGCCCAUGGCACAUGUGCAGCCGAAAAAGCCCACCAUUCAGUCCGCUUUCUCUAGCACUACACCUUAUGACACAACGUCGAAGAGAUACAAAGAUUGCACAGAUGCAGUAGCUCAUGUAUUACAAAAGAAAUGCUACCAAUAAAUACUAUUAAAUUUAUUUUUUACAUUGUGAUAUAUAUUGAUAUCGACUGAUAUAAAAAAUAUAUACAGUAUAUCGUGAUAAACUUUUUCCCAUAUCGUCCAGCCCUAGUGGCAACAUUAAAUGCACCAACCAUUUCUAUCAGCUGUUAUUUUUUAUGCCAACUCCAUGUAACUGAUGCUUAAAUCUUUCAGUCUGGACUGAUUAGUAGACCGCCAACUAACUGACAACAUGGAAAGGGGUUUUCUUCCCCCUGGGAUAUCCUGCCAACGUGGCUGAAACUGUCAACUGUUCCAAGACCCUGCUGCUUCCAGACACUCGGCUACUCCCAGGAGUUGUCCGGCAGCAUGCCCCCAUCCCAUCGCCUCCUCUGGGGCUUGGCAACCUAACUGGCGUGGCACUUUGUAGAGUCUCAGAUCCCCCCUUUUAUGUAUGUCCGUAAAAGACCAUAGGUAAUAGAGACAGGAGACGGGGUGGGGUUAUAAAACUGGAAAUUUGCGUACAUUGAUGACAGCGAUGAAAAUGUUUUUCUAGAUGAGCAAGCGUGUUACAACGGAGAGUAGUUGCCUCCUGCUGGAAACCAGUUACUCCUCCGGCUGUAUCCGUGUCUCUUACUUCAUCUCUCCGCUCCUCCUGUCUGUCUCUGCUGUAGGGCUGCAGUGGUUUUGAUGGGCAGCAGAUAUUAGGGAGUUUGGCAGCAUUUAAUUCCCAGUUGAUAGUGUUGACAUGAGAUGGAGGCAAAAGAGAGGAAAGGAAAAUACAAGGCACUUCAAUCACAGGCUGACAGUGUGAGUGGAGUGAGUGUGCGUAUAUGGUGUAUGUAUGUGUUUCUAGGUACAGAUCUUGAGUCUUUUCCCAGAAGGGACAAUGAACUAACUCACUUAAAAACCCUGCAGGACACAAUGAGCUCACAAUUACAGCACCCAGACAACCUCAAAUAACUCUGAAUACAAUAUAAAAAGCCUCUCUGCGUAAAAAUCACAGAUUUACACAAAAGAGAUUUGUAAAAGGAUAACUGCUUUGGGAAAAAAAAGUGUCAUCCUUUCCUUAUACAAGCAUAACAAACCAAACCAUCCCAGCUAGUAUACUACCACUUAGACUGCGUGUUUGUGUGUGGAUGUAAAAGCUACUUUUGCUUUUUCCAAGACAGAACCAGCCUAAUGCAAAAUGUUUUAGAGCAAGGGUCCUAUUAUUGUAUCUAUGCAUGACCCAAAGAUGCCGUACUGAAUGAAUAAAACACCCAGUAACAGUAAAGUUGUAUCGGGACACCCCUAAUCCUCAAUAUCAUUAUUGCAACAAUUUUGUUGUCAUAUCAUUAUUACUGUUCUUAUCUUAAUGUAUCAUAUUGUAUUGUUCUGUGUCGUAUCCUAGCUAGGGGUUUCCCAAAAUUAUACUGACAUCAGUCUGAUAUCAGCAAAGAAAAAAAACAAAUACCGGAUUAUAUCAGCCUACAUCUAAAAUCUCCGAUAUCAGCACUCUGAUACUAGCAGUCCAUUCCAGACUCCGCUCUGGCACCUCUAUCUAGCAGUGCCCAGAUCCAGCAUGUGGAGCCCACCAAAUCACAACAACAGUGUGUACUUAAGUACUAGCAAAGUAGCAAGGACUAGGAGCGAUGUUGGCCUUGUGGCAGUAAUUUUCAUUGAAGUCCGAAAAAGAUGUUGCAGCUGAGCGAAAAACUUGUCAUGCACAAUUUUGUGCCAAUAUCAGAUCAGUAUCGGUCAAUAUAGAAGGCUACAUUAUCAGUAUCGUAUCAGAAGUCAAAAAGUUGUAUUGGGACAUCCCUGAUUAUAAUGCGCUUUAUAAUGCCAGUGUUUAUGUGUUAUUGUGUGCAUAUAUGUAAGUAUUCAUAACAAUAAUUAUAAAUCACCUUAACACAUGCUAUAAUGACCACUCAUUGUGUUUUUUAAAGGUCAGGGUGUGUUAAGAUUUCAUACAUUUUAACUAUUUCAUAACAUAUUAUAAACUCUAAUAAGAUGCAUUAUAAUGGGACUAUAAGUCACUGUAUGUGGUCAUUGUUUGUUUUCAGUGAAGUCAUUAAAUAACACAAAAUCGACACCAAUUUUUUUAAAAAAUUUUUACAUUCAUUUUAAACAUUUGAUGACCAAUAAUCCAUACACUUAUUGACACACUGUAGUGACAAUGUUCGACUCUCAGACAGGACUUAUUGCUGCUUGCAUGUCCUCCCCCGCUCUCUCUACUCCCCACAUUUGUCGUCUCUCUAUCCAAAAGGAAACGGCAAAAACGCCCCAAAACAACUUCAAAUGAGUAAUAGUUGUGUCUGAAUUUGAAUAAAUAAAUUAAAUCAUAAAUUUUCCUCUGGAGGGAGCUUAAUUCUUUAUCCCUGAUGAGAAAAAUUGAGUUUGAACACUCAAACAUUUUGGGUUUUUUUUAAUAGAAAAUCUGGUAUUUAAACCCGAGCGAAGCACGGACAUAUAAGGGGAGGAGACACAAAAGCACAACUAUCUGUGAAACAGGCUGCAGGGAAGAAGAAAGAGACACCAAGAUAAAUAAAAGUCUUUUCCACUCCAAUGAGCCCUCUCUCUCCUCUGUGUGAGGGGGAGACUCGCGGGAGAGGAAAGUGACAGACGAAGGGGCAGUGGGGUUGGGGGAUGCGGGGUGUGGACUUGUCUGCUUGUCCACUGCUGGGCGGUAAUUGACACUACAUUGAAAACGGACGAUCAUUACAGACUCCAAAACUGUUGUUCCACUAUUUAUGAGCAUACACUUUGCAUGCUGUGUUAGUUUGGUUGUAUUUCAUCAGUAUUAGGCUGUUCAGGGUCUCAGUGAUUGUCUCAGUGAUUGUGUGCUGCGAAGGUUUGGACCACACUGCCAUGACUAGACAUGAUGAUUGAGACAAACCAGGAUGUUACUUCAUGGGCUCAUCUUCUCCGAGUGUUAUGAGCUCAGGAGUUUGAGUCAUAGAAGCAGAGAUGUGUGAUUCACAAACAAAUAUCUGAUGGUUAUGUGACACUGAACAAAGCUCUCCCCUCUCCUCUUUUCAGUCUCUAUGGCAGACACAUGCAGGCCAACCCAGAACCUCCAAAGAAGAGCAACGACAAGACGAAGAAGAUCAGCCGGAAACCCCUGGCAGCCAAAAACAAAUAAAGAGGAGACGAAGAAUAUGGACAAAUACUCUCCAGACUGCGCCAGACUCACUGCAUGUGCCUUUUUAAGAAACACAUCACAUCUGAAUCAAAGAUUUUUUUAAACUUUCAGUGAAAUAUUGUCGGGACUUUCUUUCCACUGUGCUUGAGUCCAGAUGGAUGUUUUCUUUUCUUUAUUUUUUAACUACUUUUAUCUGUUUUGUCAUUGUCUUUAUUUACCAAAACUGUUUGGACAUACAGGUGGGUUUUGGUAACACAUGACCACCAUUGUCGCUUAUAUAUGCAGAUACUGCCGCCUGUGCUUUAAGGUAAUACUGUUACAUAUGAUACCAAAGGCAAAAAAUGAAUAUGGGGAAGUCCAGUGACCUUUGGAAACAUUUAGGAUGUUAAGAGGGUAGAUUGGAGGGCAUCACUGUUGUGUUUCUGCCUUUGAAAGUUAGAGACAAAUCAAAGAUGUCCACUUGAUUAACAUUAUCACAUUCCGACUCCUGCAGCUCAAACAAAUUGUCCAUCGUCUAUAAGAAGCUAUUUUUCAAUUUUAGAGACAUUUUAAGUAUUUUUUUAAGUCUCAAAGCAUGAGGAAGCCAUAUUUCCCCUUAGCUUUUCUAAUACUUUACUUGACCCAGUUCAACUGCUUUUCUAUCCGGCUUUGUUUCAUACUUUUAUCGCCUUAAUAUAAUACGUAUUUCACUCACCUUAGCUAAUCAUUUGCCUGAUUUAAUGUGUUAUUAACCCGUCUAUUCCUGCUGUCAAAUCACAAGAAAAGAAAAUGUAGCUUUGCAAAUAAGAUAUUUGGACAUUAGGAUUAAGUGGUGGACCAUGGGGGCAUUUAGUAAACACUGAGCAGUGUUGUUCUUUACUUUUGAACAAGACUCAGUCCUGAAAACAAUAACCGUAAUAAUAACCAAACACCUGCAUUUGUCUGUGUCUAUUAAUCUCUGAGAGCAUCAUAAAUCCAUUUCAGGUGUUCAUGAACUCUUGUGUUUGGGCUCUAAUGCUGCGUUUCCCUGUUUUGUUACUUUGCUAGCUGUGCUAAGUGUCCGUUACAUUUCAAAUAAAGGAGAAUAUAUAAAUAUGAAUUAUUUUAUCAUGCUUUCUUUUACAUCAUCUCUGUAUCAAACAUUUCAAAUAAAAUACAUCUGCACUAA